UCGCGGGAGUAAUUUUAGGUUAUGAUGAGAAAUGUGACGUAGGGACUAAUCAGUAGGGACGGAGUCGCCGACGGACAGCGCGCGAUGCGACCUCCGAGAUGAACGAAGGGAGACCGACGUGCACGGUGCACGUUUAAAUUGCGCGACCGUUUUCGUCGCGCUGACACGAGGAAGAGAGAAUAUAUCUCGGACGAAGCGGAGCGAGUCGCCCGCCUCUGGUUCAGUCGGUUCUCCGGUCUCCCUCGCAGUUCGACGCCUCGUAUCUCGUUCGAUUCAGCAAUAACUUCAUUAGAGUGUUCCUUCGCGACGACUUUUUCGCAAUUUUAUAAUUUCCGCGUGGCUCUAUAAUUGUUUAUUGGCAAAGAGAUUCUUACGAGAUGAUUCGAAAGGUUCUGCCGACCUUCUAACGUUUGAAACUCGGUCCUCGAUACGAAAAAUGGUAGAGAAGAUCCCACUGCGGAAGACCAUCGCACGAUUGGACUCCCCGGCGGUCAUAGCCUUCGGCAAUCCUCUGCUGGACAUUCUCGUGAUACUGAAGAACGACGAGCUGAUCAGGAAGUACAGUCUCAAGAUAGACGGCGAGACGGAGCUGUGCGAGAAGAAGCUGCAGGAGCUGGUCGCAGAUUUGCCACCAGAAAUAGAGCAAUACACAAAUCCCGGAGGAUCUGCGCAGAAUACAUUGAGGAUCUUGCAGUGGCUCUGCGACGAGACCCACGAGUCUCAAAUCAGUGUCUUCUGCGGUGGUCUCGGGAACGAUCAAAGAGGUUCGAUCUUAGAAAAAUUAGUUCGACUUGCGGGCGUGGACGCGAGGUACUCCGUACAUCCAACAUUGCCUACCGGACUAUGCGUUUCUCUCGUGUGCGGUACGUCCCGCAGCCUCGUCGCUAAUCUUGGCGCAGCUAGCGUAUACACGCUGGACGAUCUGAAAAAGGCCAAUCCACAGUUAGAUAGUAUAAAAAUAAUUUAUAUCGAAGGAUACUUCGUGACGCACAGUCUGGACGUGGCCAAGGAACUGGUCAAGCGGGCGCAGGAGAAGAAUAUUAUUGUAGCGUUCAAUCUUAAUUCCUUCUACAUAUUCCAGGAUCAUCAAGCGGCCAUUUGCGAGAUGGUUGGCCACGCCAAGAUUGUGUUUGGCAACGCGAGGGAGAUGAUCGCGUUAGCUCAAGCGUUGAACGUCAAGUACGACGACGUCGCCGAUAUACCUUUUCUACUAAAUAGCUUGAAAAGGAUCACGAUGGACGUUUCUAGCGCUAACAGUAAGGAUUGGCUGGCCGACGACGGUAUAUUCAUCAUGACGCGCGGCGGAUGCGCGCCGGCGAUUAUCGUCUGGGGCAGAGGACAAUCCGUUCAGGUGCAACCCAUUGUGCCUAAGACACCUAUUGUGGACACAACGGGCGCCGGCGAUGCUCUGGUGGCUGGCUUCCUGGCCGGCGUCCUGGCUCACUGGGACCCGAAGAGUUGCCUAGAAUUGGGAUGCAAGGUCGCGUCCUGCAUGACAACCAGGCUUGGCGUCACGCUGCCGAACGGCGUGCCCCCCGACUUUCUGCCAUAACGAUUCGAUCUCUUUAGAACGCUAAUGACUAAUCGCUACCUGACCUGACGUAAUAUUGCACGGUUAUUUAUUGCCUGAAAGUUUCUAUUAGCGAAAUUAUCGACCGUUAGAGCGAUAACUAGCAUUCCUCGUCGAUGUUACGUCCCAGUUAGAUAUUUAUUUGAUAUUGAUUUUAUUUAUAACAGGCGCGCGCGAGUCGCGAAGUGAUAUAGCAUUCGAGAAGCUCUUAUUUAUUAAAGACUACCGUCGCGUUGAGCUCGAGUUAUCGAGACCGUACAUUUUUAAAUGUAGCACUCGUAUUAUUAUUAUUAUUAUUGAUACAAAGUAACAAGGAGAGAUAUUAGAGAUUUUUCUCGAUAAUCGUUGCCACUAUAGAUCUGUAGUUUAUCUACCCGAUGUUGCAAUGACCAGAAAUGUGUAACAGAAUUUAUAAUCGACAAUUAUAUAAGUUUCCCUUUCUAUUUUUUUAUUAUAUAAAGUAUAGUCGAGUGACGUGUCGAUGUUGUUUAUGUCAUAUAAAUAUAUAUACAAAUAUAUGCAAAGAAAUGUUAUGGAAA
Temnothorax curvispinosus is the source of this 2109-nucleotide messenger RNA. RefSeq names its product adenosine kinase-like. Gene Ontology annotation, biological process: purine ribonucleoside salvage. Gene Ontology annotation, molecular function: adenosine kinase activity. The record is from RefSeq and is a predicted model, not a curated record. Gene Ontology annotation, cellular component: nucleus; cytosol. The transcript has 6 exons. Bases 437 to 1552 code for a protein of 371 amino acids. Lineage: Eukaryota; Metazoa; Arthropoda; Insecta; Hymenoptera; Formicidae.